GUUUAAGGGCUACUCAAACAAUUCUCUCAUACACAGACUGUGAACUAUUAAAGGGACAGCUCAGGCUUUAGCAGUGAAAACACGGAUGAUUAGGCUCUUCACCGGCGAAACUUAAUGAAAUAUACAUAGUCAUUUAAGAAUAUGUCCACUGCUUCAUCUCACUCUUCCAACAGGAAACUAAAGUUCAUACAGUUUUAUUAACCAAAGGGACACAAACGUACCACACAAGGCAGCAGUAGACCAGCAGCUCUUUGGUCCUCUUGAGCAAAAUGUGCUGAUUUUCUGUAUGGACUUUGGUGCAGGAGAGUGAUUGAUUUACAAACGUCAGCUUCCAGCAGGAAAAGGCUGUAUAAUGAGGAAACCUGGUAAAGGCGACAUGGAUUCCAAGUGACCAAGUUGUGGAGCUUCAGUCUCCAGCUGGAAAGUUUUGGCAGACGAUGGGUUUUUCUGCAAAUGGCAAACAGUAUCUCCUCCCUGAAGAGGCUCUGUACCUGAUGGAGUGUGGCAACCUGCAGGUGUUCUAUAAGGACUUGCCGCUCUCCAUUCAGGACGGUUAUGAGAGAUUUCUGUCCUCCAACACCGUGAGCCUCCUUCAGUAUCAGGUGUUCGGGCAUUUGAAGAGGCUUGGCUACGUGGUGCACAGGUUUGAUCCCAGCUCUCAACCGUCGACGUACGCGAGGCAGCUGAACCUGCCUCAGUCACAGGACAAAGCGGGGAGACCGCUAAAGAGGAAACGCAGUGUCAGCCCCACCCCCAUGCCAACAUCCAGUCGUACUGAAAAACAAGACUCCACCACUGAGAUGAUGGAAGUGGACAAGGACGAGAAGGAUGGAAAACCUCCCGGGUCUCACUUGACGACCUCUCCAGAGACUCUGGAGGUCCAGUGUUCCGCCACAAGUACAGCAGAUGAAGAUGGGGGUCGGACCUGGUGGGCGGGAGAUGUUCUCGAGUGCAAAGAAUCAAAUCAUAGCACCACCUCUACCUCCUCCUCCCGCUGGGACUUUAGCUCCAUCCCGUUCCCUGACCUGGGCUCUAGGGAGUCUCUGUCCGACAGCCUAACGUCUCCGGACCCCUCGCUGUUGCCGGGGGGUUUAGCUGUGGGAGUCUGUGACGUUGCCACCUGGAGGCAGAAAAUAAACCUGCGGAAGGUGGCGAUGUCCUCAAAGGAGCAGGGGAGGGAAGACGACAGACGGAGGCGGCGGGGGGACGUCAACAAAGACAGAGAGGUUCAGCAGUGCAGAAACUGGACAGAGUAUCAGGAGCUCAUGGCGCGGCGGCAGAGUAGAUGUGACGGUCGACCAGCACACUUGUGGAACAGAGAAGUCACUCCUUUACAUGACCCAAGACAGCCACUCCCCACCAGGGAACUGUUGGAAAAAAUCAGUGUGAUUAAGUCGACAAAUUUACUCGAGGGGGUGUCCAGGUUGAAAGAGUCGGACGAGUGGGGGAUUUGUUUCAGUGUUUACCAACCAGAUUCGGUGGCUGAAUUCAAGAAGAGCAACCCGGGGAAACCUUACUCCCACAUGUGUGUGUGCAGUUUCGACGGCCCCGUGCCCGACCUGCGAGCCAUCAAGCUGCUGGCGUCCCAGACGGGAGACGUCCCCGUAGUCUUCGCUGUGGUCGACUAUGGCGACAUCUCCUUUUACACCUUCAAAGACUUCCAGCUGCCACUGGACGUGUAUCCCUGACACGGAGGACUCGAAGCUGAAUCUGCAUCUGUUUGAAAAAAAAGUUUGUUUCCUAAAGGGUUACAUUCACAUCGUUGUGUCAUUUUUGGUGCCAAAGUUGGGAUCAAUGGCUCUGUGACGGGUGAAGCAAAAAUAUGACAUUUUUGCUGCAUGUUGUCUUAUGCAAAGUUCACUUGGACGUGAUUAGAUUUUGUGGUCGAAGGUUCCGCUGUUUGCCUUGUGAAUGUGCUUGCUUAAAGUGAUGGCACCGAAAUUAUCACUCAAUAAAAAGUACAUUGUC
Molecule: messenger RNA, 1968 nt
Organism: Solea senegalensis (Senegalese sole)
Lineage: Eukaryota; Metazoa; Chordata; Actinopteri; Pleuronectiformes; Soleidae
Gene: tsen54
Product: TSEN54 tRNA splicing endonuclease subunit
Exons: 12
Coding region: 438-1688 (416 amino acids)
Biological process (GO): tRNA-type intron splice site recognition and cleavage
Cellular component (GO): tRNA-intron endonuclease complex
Source: RefSeq, a predicted model, not a curated record